AUGGCCAACGUCACUGCCAACAACGCUCCUCUGGAGGCUGAUGAGACAUACGGUGACAAUGAUUCCACUUAUGCCGGGUCAAUCGGCGAUGCAAGUUACACAAGCUCCAUAACGUCAAGUGUGGUCAACUACAAGUACGAAAACGGCCGCCGGUACCACGCCUUCCAUGAAGGCGAAUAUAUCCUGCCCAACGACGAGGCAGAACAGGAUCGAUUGGAUCUGAGCCACCAUGUCUACCGACUUGUGCUUGGUGGUGAGCUGCAGCUUGCUCCUAUCCAGCAUCCGAAAAGGGUAUUAGACAUUGGAACCGGCACUGGCAUCUGGGCUAUUGAUUUUGCAGAUGAACACCCUGAUGUCGAAGUUAUCGGAAAUGACCUGAGCCCUAUCCAACCCACCUGGCUACCGCCCAAUUGCCGAUUCGAGAUCGACGACUUCGAACAACCCUGGGAAUACUCCCGCGCGUUCGACUACAUCCAUGGCCGGGAACUUGAGGGCGCGGUCCGAGACUAUGACAAGCUCUUCCGCCAGGCCUUGGAGAAUCUAGUCCCUGGUGGCUAUUUUGAAAUGGCAUCAAUAGAGAUCGGCACCUUCUCAGACGACGAUACCCAUCUGAAGGCCACAAACUUACGCCGAAUAGUUAGGCUCGUGCAUGAGUCUUCCGAGGAGUUUGGGAAAUCCUUCAAAACAGUGGCAACAUGGAAGGAGAAAAUGAUCAAGGCGGGCUUUGAAGAUGUCCAUGAGAAGGUCUUUAAACUCCCUCAAAGCCCAUGGCCCAAAGACCCCAAACUCAAAGAGAUUGGCCGCUACCAUCAAUUAAAUGUGCUGGAGGGUCUGGGCCCAUAUACAUAUGCUCUUUUCACCAGAGUUCUGGGUUGGUCAAGGGCUGAAAUUGAGGUCAUCCUUGCCAGUGCACGGAACGAGGUUAAGGACUUGUCAAUUCACCUGUACACCAGACUUUGGAUUGUGUAUGGGCGUAAGCCGGAGAAAUCAGCUUGA
Molecule: messenger RNA, 996 nt
Organism: Monascus purpureus
Lineage: Eukaryota; Fungi; Ascomycota; Eurotiomycetes; Eurotiales; Aspergillaceae
Source: the annotation of a GenBank genome assembly